This is a messenger RNA of Haliotis rubra (blacklip abalone), 658 nucleotides long. RefSeq lists its product as uncharacterized. The coding region runs from base 112 to 618 and encodes 168 amino acids. The record is from RefSeq and is a predicted model, not a curated record. The transcript is spliced from 6 exons. NCBI's taxonomy places the organism in Eukaryota, Metazoa, Mollusca, Gastropoda, Lepetellida, Haliotidae.
UGUUCGCUGAUAAUCUUGAUUACUUAACUAGAACACUGAGGUUUUAAAAACACGACAGAUUAAGCAUAAUCGUCAACGCCGUGUUUCUGGUAGGACGCGCAAGAGCACACCAUGCCUCAACUGUUCCUGGGAAUCCUGCUGCUGGUCAGCCCUAUCUUCGCUCAGAACUACGACCAAAUAUGGCUAGACAUGAACCCAAAUGGCGGGGAUCUCACUCCGGACGAGAUCGGGCUGUUCUUCCGGUCGAUGAUGAGACCACCACCUGGCGUCAACGACGUGACGGCUCUGACACGGUCAGACUUCAAGUACGUCUGGAUGCCAGCCUACCAGGACACGGAGAAGAUUGCUGACGGGCUGUUCUCCUACUUUGACGGUCACAAGGAUGAAAUCAUCGAUGGACAAGACCUGCUCCCUAUGAUGAACAUUGGUGACACUAACGCUGACGGCGUUCUCAGCAGAGCAGAGUUUAAUGGAUAUAUGGAUCUUGCUUACGCUUAUGCUGAGAAUCAACGUUUGUUGCCUGGCAACAAUGCCAAUGGUCAAGCCCACCAGCAGCAGCACCAGAAUCACCACCACAACAACCACCACCUUCACCAAGGGAAGCCAUUCUUUGGAUAAGACGUGUAUUUAUUAAAUAAAGGUUUAAUCGGCUUCAAAA